Molecule: messenger RNA, 7696 nt
Organism: Microcebus murinus (gray mouse lemur)
Lineage: Eukaryota; Metazoa; Chordata; Mammalia; Primates; Cheirogaleidae
Gene: NUDT16
Product: nudix hydrolase 16
Biological process (GO): mRNA catabolic process; sno(s)RNA catabolic process
Cellular component (GO): nucleus
Molecular function (GO): phosphodiesterase decapping endonuclease activity; snoRNA binding
Source: RefSeq, a predicted model, not a curated record
AACGGGACAGCACAGGGCAGCGUCCGGCCAUGGCCGGGGCCCGCAAGCUGGAGCUGGCCGAGGCCCUGGCGCUGGGGCCUGGCUGGCGGCAUGCGUGUCACGCUCUUCUCUACGCUCCAGACCCUGGGAUGCUCUUCGGCCGCAUCCCACUGCGCUACGCCGUACUGAUGCAGAUGCGCUUCGAUGGGCGCCUGGGUUUCCCCGGUGGCUUCGUGGACACGCAGGACAGCAGCCUGGAGGACGGGCUGAACCGCGAGUUGCGCGAGGAGCUGGGUGAGGCGGUGGCCGCCUUCCGCGUGGAACGCGCUGACUACCGCAGCUCGCACGCAGGGUCUGGGCCGCGCGUGGUGGCCCACUUCUAUGCUAAGCGUCUGACGCUCGAGCAGCUGUUGGCAGUGGAGACUGGCGCUACAAGAGCCAAGGACCAUGGGCUGGAGGUGCUGGGCCUGGUUCGGGUACCACUGUAUACUCUUCGGGAUGGUGUGGGAGGCCUGCCCACCUUUCUGGAGAAUUCCUUUAUUGGUGCUGCCCGGGAGCAGCUACUGGAAGCCCUCCAGGAUUUGGGACUGUUGGAAUCUGGCUCAGUCUCAGGCCUUAAGAUUCCAGCUCGUCACUAGAGGCAACCCUCCGUGGACCCAUGGAACCUGAGAUAAGGACCUUGGUACUAAAGAGGGAGGGAGGGUAAGGAGAAUGUUUUCUCUUCUGGCCUAAGAAAUGAUAGAUGAUAUUAGAUUAAAAUAAGGAUCAGUGUGUAUGGUAUGUUUUGAGCAGCGGACCCUCUAACUCAGGGCGUCAGGGGCAAAAAUCCACAGCUUCUCCCAGGGGCUCUUGCAGAUUUUCAUAGCCUGCCUCCUCUUUGUAUGUUUGCACACACAGCCUGUCAUCUUCCCCCCAUCAAGUCUUGUUUGUCCAGGAAGUAGCAUUUGUCACAAUACCCUGCUCCUUGGUGGCAAGGAGCUUCCAAAGCAAUAGCAGGUCUCUUCCCACAUUCUUCUAUGGCUGCUCUCUAAGGUCUAGCCCAGUCUAUGUUUGGUGGGGAGGAUAGAGAAGCAGAGGACCCUCUUUGCUUUCUGAAACUAGUCAUACCCUUGCCUGAGGGUUGACCAAAGCAAUUGGCUUCUAAAAGGUGGGAGAGGGUCUCAGCCAAUCCCCAAUCCUUUUCUUCCCCUGAAACUGGGGAGGAGUGAUGAAGUGGCUAGGUCUCCUUAGACUUAGCAUGGACCCAAGACCUAUGAGUCCUGGUGCCUCUCCUCCAAAACUUUCAUCCUGGGACCCCUUAGACUCUGGGGACAUCAGAAGAGAACUGACCCAGCCCUGCUGUGCCAGAAAGAGCCUUCCAUUAUAGAAAGAGACUUAUAGCUGGGCCUUGAGGCUCUUCACUUCUUUCAGCAGAUAUUUAUUUUGUACCUAUUAAAUGCCAGGUACUAUUAAAGAUACAGAGAGUCUCAUAGGCCUUGCUUUCCAAGACUCCAGAGCAGGGGUGAGCAGACAUUUUUUAAAAGGGCCAGGGUGUAAACAUUUUAGGCUUUGUGGACCACAUGAGUUUUUUUUGGCAACUAAUAACUGUGGUAUCAAGAGCACACAGACAAUUCAUAAACAAAUGAGCGUGGCUGUGUUCCAGUAAAACAUCAUUUAAAAAAGCAGUUGGCCACCCUCUGGGCCAUAGUUUGCCAGUGCCUGUUCUGGAAGGGAAGAUAAGAUUAAUCAUUUUAAUUGUGAUGCCUACUUGUUAUUUAAGUGUUAAGAAGGAAAUAAACAAGGAACUGAUACAGUCUCACGUUGAUACUUUUAACUUUUAGAUGAGUGGACUAAAGGGCCCUCCAUGGGGAAUAGUUAAGCUGAAGGAUGAAAAGGAACUAGCCUGGUAGGAGUGUGGGAAGAACAUCCCAGAAAGAAGCAUGUGUCAAGGCCCUGAGGUGGGCAGAAUCUUAGCAAAACAUCCCAAAUCUUAGUGCUUCCAACAAGAAAAAUUUCAUUGUAUUUCAAGGUUUUAUGGAUGAGAAAUUUGCAUGGGGCACAGCUGGGUAAUUCUAUUCUAUAUGACUCUGAUACAGAUUGCUAGAAGAGGCCAGAUGGUAUUGAACUUGUGUACAGGGGCUAUCUGGAGUAUCCAUGAAAGCUCCAGUGACAGGAUUGGCCCCUUGGUAGGGAUGGAUGGAAAGCUGAACUCAAAUGGGACCAGAGUUCCCAUAUUUGGCCUUCCCAACAUGGUCAUCUUGGUAGAUGAUUCCAGGUGACUCAAGGCUCCCAGAGAACUCCAGAAGACCAAGUGGAAAGUACAAGGUUUUUGAUUUGGCCUUAGAAAUUGUGCUUUUGCCACACUCUCGUGGUCAAGGAAGCCAUUUAAGGACACCCAAGAUUGAAGGGUAAGGAACUAGACUCCAUUUCUUGAGGAGGCAUGAGGAGUGGUGAAGAAGACUAGCAAAGAAUUGAUAGCCAACUUCAACCUAGUGGGGCAUGUUCUAGAAAUGGGAAGAAGCCAGUGUGAUUAGACUACGGCAGGCCAGGGGAGAUACAGCUGGAGAGCCAGGUGCGAGCCCAGUGUGACAGGGCCCUACAGGCCAUGUGAGGGGCCUGGUCUAUGUUUCAAGGAAAUCAAUUCCAGUGUUGUGUGGAACAUGGACUGGAGGGGCUAGGAGAGUGAGGAGGAGAUAUAGGCAGCUGCUACGGUAGCUCACAUGGGCGAUGGUGAUGAUCUGGGCUGGGGUGGGGGAGGAGGCAGUGGAGAUGGGCAGAGAGGAUGUGUUUGAGAGACACUGUGCUGGUGACAGUGACAGGAGCUGCUGAUGGACUUGUUGUGGGAGGAGGGAGGUGAGGAAAAAAGAGGAUUAAAAGAUGACUUGUAGGUUUUGUGUGAAGGUAUAAGUUGUAGAUGAAGGGAUAGGCUGAGGGGUGGGCGAAAAAGCUUUAGAAGAAAACGGAAUCAAGGUAACCAUUGGAGCAUGUUGAGACAUAAAUUUGUGAGUCAUCUGCACAGAGACAGUCUGAAAACUUUGUUGCACUGGAUGAGGUGGUCCAUGGAGAGGAAAAAGGAAGAGGGCUGAGGACAAUCCCCUUUGAAGUCUACCCUUAAGCUUUGGGUGGAGAAGGAGGGCAUGUAGAAGGAGACCAACAGGAGAGAGGAUGCUGUUUAAGAAGGUAGACUAUGCAGUGUGCUGCUGAGAGUUUCAGUGAAAUAAGACCAGAACUAUCCACUUGAUUUAGAAGCAUGAGGGGUUUGAUGAACUUGAUGGGAGCAAUUUGAGGAAGGGGUGGGUACCAAGGCAGACUGGAGUGGGUUGAGCAAAUGGAAAGUGUGGCAGUGGGCAUCGUGAGAAGUUGGCUGUAAAGUGGUGUAGAGUGACAACUAGAGAGGGCUGUGGGGUCAAGGGUGUGUUUGAGGUGGGAGGGUAGAGCACGUGGAUGUUGAUGGUAACAGUCCAGAUGGCGAGUGGAAAGAGCUGGGAGGAGGUGGGGAAAGGAAUUCUUGAUGGCACAGUUUAUGAGAAAGGAGUGAUGGGACAUCUAUGAGGAAGAGAGAUAGUCCUGCAGCAUAAUGGGCUCCAGAAAAGAAAGGAUGGGACAAGUAUAGAGCAUUAGGAUGGUUUAAAUGAAUGGUGGGAUGGUAAUGAAGUUUGAAUGUCUUCUUGGUGAAAUGAAGUGAGCACAUCAGCUGUAUAUGAAGUAAACAUUCACAUUGGUAUGGAAAAGCAAGUUGAUUAAGGGAAACAGCAGAAUGGCAGGGCAAAGCUGAGCUAUGACAUGGUCAGUUUAGGGUAGUGGAUACUCAGUGGUGUGUGUGCAUUUGAGGGGGUUGUAUACUCACCUGCCUUCCCCUCAUCAGGGUUUAGCAGUUGGGUGGAGAGACUCAUUGCAUAUCUGGGUUUUGUCUGAGCAGUAUAGAAAAGGGAGACAGUUGCCAGGGAGUUAAGAUGACAUGCACAGGAGAAAUUGUAGUGACACGAUGUAUACUCUAAGGUUUAAUGAGGCUCAGAUAGGAAAAGAAGACAGGAGGUGACACUGGAAAGAUCUUGAUGGGGUAGAAACUCCAACAUGGUGAAGAGUUGGGUGGGAAGGUGUAUUUUAGCCAGAGAGGAGUGGCUUGCAAAUUAAGAGGUGGAGCAAUCUCAGGUAGAGGCAGAGGCUGGGCAUGAGCUCGGCGGUUAGACAUAAAAUGAUGGAAUCUAGGCAUAGUGAGGCCAGAGGUCAGGAAGACCAUCCAGGUGGGUGAUGAAAGAAGAAACCCAGAGAUGUUGGGAAGUAGUGGGACCGAGGAGCCAGCAUCCUUGGUGAUCAAGAGGAGUGACUAAUGGUGACCAGUGGCAGCUGCCAAGAGGAGAAAAUGCCCAUGACAGGACAGCACCUCCCAGGAGAGGGGAUUUUGAAGAAGGGAGGGUGUGUGGUGGUCUAGAAGGUCAACGCAGAGCUAUGUGCACCCACUGGCCGUUCUUGGCCUUUGAAGAAUGAGAUUGGAUGGUGGAAGAGUAGCUGUGGAGAUUGCAUAGAUCCUAGAGGGGCUGAUUACUCUGCCCUUUUCUCCUAACCUAACCCUGGCCCCUUUGUCAAACAUUAUCUAGAAUAAACUCUCAGGGUAGGCAGGUGGGUGAUAGUGGACAUUGGAGUGGCUCCAGGGGCCCAGCCUGUGCCAGCUUCAUCCAGGUCCUCUGCCAUUGCUGAAGGGAGGCAGGACCCUGAGGCUGAGAGAUCAGGGCAGCUCACCCCUGACUGCACCACUGACAUACCCUUACCUCAGGGUCCGGUACUAGGCAAAUCAGGACCCAGAACUCAUCCUGGGAUGUCAUCUGGGCCAGCCGUGCUUACCAUAUUAAAUUCCUUUUUUUUUUUUUUUUUUUUUUUAAUAUUCUGAAAAUGGAUGUUGCGAAGGAGCCCAUGUCUUUCCUGUGUCAUCCCACAAAUAUACCCUCCAGGUCUUCAGAUUACUUCUCAGUGAGGCAGCUUCCAAGUUUUCAUUGUUGCAGGGUUCGGGUUUGAGUUAAUUUCUCCUACCUAGUACUUACAGUGCCCAGGCAGGCAGGUGGGAGGUGAUAGAAGCUCAGACUCUGCAUUUUUCCUCCUCUGACCUUAUGGAGUUUGAGUAAAACCAGGGAGGAUGGCCACUUAAACUUUCCUUGGCCUUGUUAAGUCCAAUCAUCUGGGAUGGAAAGAAGUUGGAAACUCCUUUAAGUCUUUGUCCCCCAAUGAAGUGGUGUGAUGAAUUUCAGCCAAGCCAAGUACUUGACCUCCUUUUCCUUAUCUGGUUGAUGAACUGUGAUUCCUGUGGUGAGGGUCAAGUGAGGCAGCACUUGGGGUAGGCUUGGAGAGAUGCACCCAGCACUAUUUAAGUAUAGGAUGCCAUGUUUGCUUCCUGUUUCUUAGCACAUUUGUUGAAUGGAAUGUGAGUGGCCCUGACUACCUCUCCCCAUACACAUAUUUCUCUCUUUUGGCAUAAUCGAGAGAAUGUUCCCAAUUUUCAAUGUUGCGCUUUUCCCUAAAGUGUGCCACUGCUGGUUCAGAGUAAACACUUUCAGACUUCACACUGUCCUGAGCCAAGUACUCCUCAGUCCCCCAGUUUCUGCCAAAGCUGCAGCUUUUCGUCUGGAACAUUUGAGGACGGAGUGCCUCCUUCCCCACUUACUUGGGCCCAGUGAAACCAACAGGGGGCAAGGAAGAGAGGGGGGAAGGGAGGUUUUCUGUGAUAUUCAGUAUAUUACACAGAAACAUUUUUGAAACCCUCUACCUCAAACAGAAAAAUGAACAGGAGACAAAGGGCAAAAUAGAGGGAAAAACUUUUAGACUGUAUGCAAAUGUUGGAUUGUGUCAGAAUUUGAGGCAAAGAAAAGACGCUGGACCUUCCACCCUUCUGAAAAGUGCAAAAGUGCUGGAGCUGGGUGGUGUAUACUGAACACUCUGAAUUCUGAGGUAGAGGAGUAUAGGUAGGUCAGAGGAAAAGGGAAACUCCCCCAUGGACUUAAGGUCCCAGACCCUACAAAGAUAAACCACGUGGCCUUUUCCCUGGUCCCCCACUUCCUUUCUAACUUGGCCAAACAUGGCAGUUUGGGCUCCCUCCAAGGGUGGAGGCAGUACCACAAAGGCCAGAUGGGCAGAGAGGAAAACUCAAGGUACCUUGUACACUCACAGAGCAACAGCAAAGGGACGUACUGAAGGACACGCAACACCUAAAGGAAGUUCCUCACCCAGCGGCUCCCAGAGAGAGGGAAUGUGUCUGAGCCAACUUGGCUUUGUUUGCACAUGCCCAAUGGACAGGCAAACACUAAAGCGCCAGGUGUUUGUGGGGAGAAAGGUUUAUUGUCAGGUGGUCUAAACAAGAAGAUAGGAGUAGGACUCAAAUCUGUCUUCCCCCUAAGCUGGGGGUUGGGGCAAGUGUUAUAGUGAGAGAAUAAUAAUGUGUGAUCUGACUGGAUCCUGCCAUGGGUUGAUGCCAAGGCUUGAUGUGGAUCGUGGAUCAUGGAUCAUGUGGAGCCUGGAUCAUGCUAUGCAGUGUCCACUUCUUAAUUCACUCCUGGCUCUUAGAUCCAAGCACUUAGGUUCCACCUGUGAUUGCACUCUGGGUUCAUCUGGGCAUGCUCAAGGUACAUGACCCUCAACCUGGGGGUCCAUGGCAACUGAAAAACAACUCCCAACUUUGUUCCAUAAAAGUUGAAGCCGAGUGAUCUGAGGUUGUUACUUGAGUCUGUGUGUCUAGGCUUUUCCCCACAGUGCCCUGCCCACCCUGAUGCACAGACGCAAACCUGAGCUGCCCCAUCCCUUCACUGUGGGCAUGUUACCCUCCACGAGCAUUCUCAGCUGAUGCAGUGGCAAAGGAUGCCCUCCUUCCAUGCAGGAUGACAACCCCUGGCCAGAGUUUUCAGCAGUUAUAAAAGCUCCUGGAGAAACAAGUCCCAGGCAGACUGUUCUCACCCACAGUCCCAGACCUCCCACCGUCUUCAGGUGUCUCAAACACAGAGCUAGAACAUUCACACCAUCCUGUUAUCCAGCACUAAUUUCAGGCUGUGGAUGUAGGCAAGAGCAACAGGUGAAGGAUCCCCUGCUUGUUUGUGAGCAAAAGAGCAGAAUUGCCUCCAAUCAACUUGAGUAAACAGGAAAUACCCACAUUUGCUCUGUUCCAAAAUUACUACCAAAUAGAAGAGGAUGUGAACACCAGAUGUAAAUGAUAAAGAGCAUUCUCUGGAAGGUGUGUUCUGAGGAGCAGAAGCAAUAUGUGCUCAUGGAGUUGAAGCAGAGCAUGGACUCUGGAAUGAGAAGAAAGAAAAGACAGACAUGCAGCAACAGCUGGCAGCACCAAGGAGAGGAUGUGGGGAGAUGGAUCUCUCUGUCAGAGGACUUAACAUUGCACUAGAAACAGCAAAGAGCAUCAUCGACUCUGGGAAAAGCUACCUCUGAUGUGGAGAGCAGGCUUAAGAAAAUCCCCUAGAACCUUAAGAAAAGGACAAACCUAAGCCACCAGAGAAAACAUGGUAGAUACAAAGAUCAGACGACAGAAAUCCAGAGUGUGUUUGAUUGAUAGAAGGGAAAUAUUAGCAGGCAGAACACAUGUCGUAGGAACAACAUUUUAGAGAGAACCAAAAGAAAAUUUUCUUAAACUGAAAGAUACCACACCACAGGCUGGCAGUGCUCACUGUGUUGGGGGUGUGAUGGAGGAGGUAAAAACUGAAAAAAAAAAAAAAAAAAAUCAGUAUUUUUCAUGUCAAGGACAUUU